Saprolegnia parasitica CBS 223.65 is the source of this 279-nucleotide messenger RNA. RefSeq lists its product as hypothetical. The transcript has a single exon. NCBI's taxonomy places the organism in Eukaryota, Oomycota, Saprolegniomycetes, Saprolegniales, Saprolegniaceae. The record is from RefSeq and is a predicted model, not a curated record. The annotation marks the transcript as partial.
AUGUACGCGUCGCUCGAGACGCCGUCGGCGGACGCCAAGGUCCACGUCGAGACGAACCACGUCGACGAUGAAGUCGUUGCGGCCUACGCCGCCCCGGGCGCGUACCUCAAGGCCUGCGUCCUGCGCACGGUCAUGGUCGUGGUCAUGGUCAUUAUUGCCAUCAUCUGGAAGGACCACUUCAGCGACCUCUUGGACUUUGUCGGUGCCUCCUCGACGGCGCUCAGCUGCAUGAUUUUGCCGAUUGUCUUUUACCUCAAGACGUUCCGCACGACGCUCAGC